ACCUGUUGUACUUACCACACUGUAACUAUUAGUGCCGUACUUUGACUGGUAUCUCCGGAGUUCCAACUGCCUUCGGUAGCCAACGAAGCUGCUGCUGCUGCUGCACUUGACCAUGGCUGCUCUAACUCUCCCUGUCCUCUUCAUCUGUCUCGCAACCCUGUUUUCCCUAUCUCUGCAAUCCCAAGAACAAGAAGACACCCCCAUCACUCGGUUCCAGCAGUACCUCAAAAUCAACACUGCCCAUCCCAACCCCAACUACACCACUCCCAUCUCCUUCCUCCUCUCCCAAGCCAACUCAAUCGGUCUCCAAUCACAAAUCCUUGAAUUCGCUCCAUCCAAGCCAGUUUUGCUCUUAACUUGGCCUGGCUCCAAUCCUUCCCUCCCCUCAAUCCUCUUCAACUCCCAUCUCGACUCUGUCCCCGCCGAGCCUUCCAAAUGGGUCAACCCACCCUUCUCCGCCACCCGCACGUCUGAUGGAAAAAUCUUCGCGCGCGGGGCCCAAGAUGAUAAGUGUAUCGGUAUGCAGUACCUCGAGGCAAUUCGCAAUCUCAAGGCCAAAAAUGUCAACUUGUUGCGAACCGUCCACAUUUCCUAUGUUCCCGAUGAGGAGAUUGGAGGGUUUGAAGGUUGUGCCUUGUUUGUGAAGUCCAAGGAGUUUAAGGAUUUGAAUCUGGGGUUUGUGUUGGAUGAAGGCCAAGCGUCCACUGGAGAUGAAUUCAGAGUCUUUUACGCAGAUCGGACGCCGUGGGGGCUCAUUAUUAAGAGUACAGGAGCUCCUGGACACGGGUCCAAGAUGUAUGACAAUGGUGCCAUGGAGAAUUUGAUGAAGAGUGUUGAGGUUAUUGGUAGAUUCAGGGAGAGUCAGUUUGAUAUUGUUAAGGCUGGGGAAGCUGCAAAUUCUGAGGUUAUUUCCGCUAAUCCUGUUUACUUGAAGGCUGGCAUUCCCUCCUCAGAUGGAUUUGUGAUGAAUAUGCAACCUUCAGAGGCAGAAGCUGGUUUUGAUCUUAGAUUGCCACCUACAGCUGAUCCGGAUCUUAUUAGGAAAAGGAUUGCUGAAGAAUGGGCACCGGCUAGGAGAAAUAUGACAUUCCAGAUAAUUGAGAAAGGACCAAUAAGAGAUUUAAUGGGGCACCCGUUAAUGACUCUGACAAAUGCAUCCAAUCCUUGGUGGACUGUUUUCAACCAGGCUAUUGAGGCAGCUGGAGGAAAGCUUGCAAAGCCUGAAAUCUUAGCUUCAACUACCGAUGCACGUUAUAUCAGGCAGUUAGGAAUACCAGCACUUGGUUUCUCCCCAAUGACAAACACUCCCAUCCUGCUGCAUGACCAUAAUGAGUUUCUGAAGGAUACAGUAUACCUGAGGGGAAUUGAAGUGUAUGAAUAUGUGAUCAGUUCAUUGGCUUCCUUUGAUGGAGAAUCUCAUUAGCUGCUUUCAACAGGAGGACAGUGAUCAAAUUGCUGAAUUCAAAAUGGUGGCAAUAGCACAUUGGUAUGAUGAGUCAUCUACCUCUUCACCAUUUACCAAUAAUUCUUUGCAGCAUCCCAUUUUGCAUAUUGUCUUGUAUUCUAAUGGAGUGGCUGCAAUAAAUUACCUCUAUAAAGUAAUUUCUAACAAUCUUUUUAUAAACGGAUCAUUUCAAUAAGAAAUAUGGAGUUGAUCUUCAGUUUACAGAUGCCUAGUUUAUCUUUCCCUUGUCCUGCUCUCUAGAAUUUAAAAGGAAAAAUUUGUAAGAAUCCCUUUUCACCCUUUAAAUAGACUGUAAACAUAGACAUGAGAAUGCUGAAUGACAAAAUUUAAGAUUAGCCUUUUGUUUCUCUACAAAUGUUAGGUCCAUGCAGUCAUUAAAGAGCAAAAGCUCAAGUUACUAGAUGAUGACUUUGACUCGUAUAUACAAUUCAGGCUUGCACUAUCUUUGUGAUACAAAAUUGAGGUAUCAAACGUAGGCCAUGUUUGGUUUUCAUAUUCCCUGGCAAUGAAUCUAGGGAAGUCAUGCUAUAAGAGCUCACGGCUUCCCCCUAGAUGUGCCUUCUGUGACAAUACAUGUAAUCGAUUAUACCCCUCUUCUUCCAAGCAAAAAAAUCCUGGAAGAAAACAUUCUCGGGAACCAAAUGUACAGUUGACUAUACAGGCCAUAUGUAUAGUCGACUACUUCCUCAGAAACAAUAUCCGGUACCAAGGUGAGCUGUUCAGCACAUGCUUCCCCGGAUUUUGCUUCCAGUCAGAAACCACACGCCCUUAAUGAAUUAGCAGGGAGCUACCCUGAUACGGCAAGCGUACAAGGAUGCAGAUAUAUUAACUUUGUUGUAUGUUUUCCGUGUGAUUGGCCCAUACUCAGUCAUGACAUAAUACAAGUUGAAAAAACAACUUGUUCUGGAUAUGUUGGUUUGGUCCUAUUGCCAGUUGGCUAAAUCCCAGACUGCAUUAUUGCAUGUUAGCUUCCUUUGUACACACACGGGUACGGAAGAUCAUGGGUACGGUACUGCCAAUUAAACAACCAAGAGUUACAUCUUGUACCUUUCCUUUAAUAAUAUUUGACAUUACUU
Messenger RNA from Rubroshorea leprosula, 2541 nucleotides. The record is from the annotation of a GenBank genome assembly. Lineage: Eukaryota; Viridiplantae; Streptophyta; Magnoliopsida; Malvales; Dipterocarpaceae.